Molecule: messenger RNA, 753 nt
Organism: Sycon ciliatum
Lineage: Eukaryota; Metazoa; Porifera; Calcarea; Leucosolenida; Sycettidae
Product: protein FAM72A-like
Exons: 4
Coding region: 233-718 (161 amino acids)
Cellular component (GO): cytosol
Source: RefSeq, a predicted model, not a curated record
GUCUCUGUUUGGUUCCAGGCUCAUGCAUAUCAACAAGUCACUGCCUGCUUGAAAAAGAAGUGAGUGAAGUAGGUUUUUGUUGUUUUUGGUCAUUCUCUGUUCGACAAGGCGCUAAGGGCAAGGCCGGGGGAGCUCAAAGGAGUCGAAGGCAAGGAUUGUCUAUUUUUUUAUGCUGCUACGACUUUGUCUGAACCACUGAGCAACGUUCGAUUCCGAAGCUAUAUCUUGUGCCAUGGAGGCAGGAGAGAAUGACGACUCAGUUGAAUGCCUUUCGAACGGUUACCUUCAAAAGCAUGUAAUACAGCUACAAUGUAAAGUCUGCGAGAACUUCAUAUGCUAUAGAGGGAUGAGAGCAAUCCUUUUGGCUGAUAUGUCUGUGGAGUUAUUUUCUACAGACCUGCCUCCCUAUCAAGCGGUAGAACUUGUGGGAAGGGACUAUUCCACUGCGAACUGUGAAUGUCGGAUUCGGGAUGUUGCUUGUGGAGCCUGUGGGGAAAGAGUGGGCUACCAUGUGACUCUACCAUGUCAGUGCUGCCUUUCGUCCAACAACAACGGGCAUUUCUGGAUGUUCCACUCUGAUGCUUCCCUCCCAAGUCCUAGAACAGACCAGAGAGGUGAAAUCCGCUACAACUGGACCAACUUGCCAUCCGUUAGCGACGAUCCAACAGUCAAUCCCCCGUCUCAAGCACAGCCACAAAUCCCCGAGUGUUUUAGAUAAUCUAAUCCCCGUGUUUAUAGGCGCUCUGUUUUAGU